GGGAGCAACCCUUUUUAAUACGGUUGAUAGCGAAUUUAGUUUGAGUUCUAUUUAUAUUUUGAGCAAAACGAUUCCUCGGAUUAAUGAGAAAUUGCAUCUUCUUCAAAAAACUUGGAAGAACCGGUUAGCAGUUGGAAAGGUUUUAUCCAACCCUUACCGACCAUCAUAAUGAUAAAGAGAUGGUGAAAAUACCCACAAUGUCCCCUUCUCCCCUCUUCCACUGGCCCCUCCUUCGGUUCUUCCCCCGAACCACCACACGCAGUAGAGAGAGAAACUGAAGCUAGAAAGGGAAGAGAUCAUAGGGUAAGAUCUUCCCACGAUCGUCAUAUUUUCCAUGACGUUACUUGUUUAAUUUUUCAUCCAUAAAGCAAGCCCUAGAUCUUCUCCAACAAUAGAGAAGAAGAUCUAAUCUUUUUCUUCUUUGACCUGGACGAUGCGGAGUGGCAGAACACCUCCACAGUUUAAGCAGUCACCGGAGGAAGAUCCCGGUGUCGGAGAAAUCAACAGAUCCGGUGGAUCCAAGGAGAUCAGGUUCAGGGGAGUGAGAAAGAGACCGUGGGGAAAAUUCGCGGCUGAGAUCAGAGACCCUUGGAAGAAAACCCGUGUAUGGCUCGGGACCUUUAACUCGGCAGAGGCCGCUGCUCGAGCUUAUGACGCUGCUGCUCGUAAUCUCCGUGGUCCAAAAGCCAAGACCAACUUCCCGUCGCCUUCUCCUCCUCCUCCUAUUCAUCUAUCUCCUUAUCAAAACAAUCAAUUUAACCAUGGGCUAAGCGAUUCAUCAUUCGUCGAUCAACAGAUGUUCCCGCAGGGUCAUCCUGUUAUCUCCCAGAGGCCGACAACCAGCGGCAUGAGUAGCACGGUGGAGUCCUUCAGCGGGCCACGGCCUCCCCGGCUUCCCACGGCUGUAGCGCUAGCUUCUCGUCCAUUAGUAGUUCCAUACGAUUGUCACAGCGACUGCGAUUCUUCCUCUUCCAUUGUUGAUGACAUGGACUGCGACUAUAUUGCAUCUUCUUCCAGAAAGCAUUUGCCUUUCGAUCUGAACAUGCUCCCGGCAGAGGGAUUAGAGGAUGCCAAAUCCUACGAUGAGCUUCCAUGCACAGCUCUUUGUCUCUGACUGUGAACGGUGGUGAAUCUUCAUUGUAACCAAUUCGAUCUCCUAAUUUUACUUUUACUUUAUUUCACGAUCUCCUAUUUAUGGAAAGGGAAGAGGGGGGAAAGCAAGAAGAAGAAGAAGAAGAAAGUGGGAUAUAUUAGGGCCAAGACUGAAUCUUUGUUAUCAUAAUGAAGGUUUAGAACAUCAAUGGGGUUUGUCUUUGACAAGCUUGCUGUUUGAACUUUGAAGUGGAUUUUUCAUGCUGAUUAAUUAACAUGGCUGUAUCACAUAGCUGAUGCAAUAUGCGUUUUAUGUUAUGGUGAUGAUCUUUGUGGAAUGAUAACCAUAUGUCAGAGUAUCCCUUUUAGUAUAGUAAUUGUAUUCACGUUUGCCCGAUUCUUCUUACACUAGCAUGAGGUGUGUGUUCAUAUGCUCUUUAUUGAUUGUCAUGUAUGUUGUGUCUUUAGCUUGAUGACAUCUCUGCUUUUACUCCAUAAAUGAGUGUGAUCGGAGUAAAUGGUCAUAGUAUUUUACUUUGCAUCUGCAGCGAUUAAUGUUGCAUACACAUUUUUAAUCAUUAUAUGCUGUGCUUGCGUGCGUGGUGAGAGAGCUUUGACACGUGGGAAUGGUUCUUGGUAAAUAGGCAGGCUACUGAACCACAUUUUACAUCACUUUUGACAUCGGGGCAAAUAAGAAGUGUUAACACACAGCUGGGAAUGGUUCUUAGUAGAAGUUAGUUACUAACUAAACUGAUUGUCUUAUACUGACUGUUUCCGUCUGCAGCUGAGUAUCUUACAGUAAUUAAGGUGCCAGUUUGUAGUCGAAGGCUUGUUCUUUUUUCGGGCAGAUCAUGUAGCACUUAUUAUGUAUGUAUCUUGCUGAGAUAUCUGUGCUAGCAAAUCUUUUUUCUGUCAGAAAAUUCAGGAAAGUAACUUGUAAAAGGAGCCAUAAAGCUUUUUAUGAUAUAGUAAAUUUGUUAGCA
Molecule: messenger RNA, 2075 nt
Organism: Cuscuta europaea
Lineage: Eukaryota; Viridiplantae; Streptophyta; Magnoliopsida; Solanales; Convolvulaceae
Source: the annotation of a GenBank genome assembly